This is a messenger RNA of Caretta caretta (loggerhead turtle), 6826 nucleotides long. It is a transcript of the gene SLC30A7, whose product is annotated as solute carrier family 30 member 7. Gene Ontology annotation, molecular function: zinc ion transmembrane transporter activity. Gene Ontology annotation, cellular component: cytoplasmic vesicle; membrane; Golgi apparatus. Lineage: Eukaryota; Metazoa; Chordata; Testudines; Cheloniidae. Gene Ontology annotation, biological process: zinc ion import into Golgi lumen; intracellular zinc ion homeostasis. The record is from RefSeq and is a predicted model, not a curated record.
CAGAUGCCGGAAGUGUGGGAGGCGGAUCCCGGCGCGGCAGCCGCGCCGCUCCCAGCCUGCCCUGCUCCUUUCCGGGGUCGCCGGCGCCGGGAAGAUGUUGCCUUUAUCCAUCAAGGACGAUGAGUACAAGCCGCCUAAGUUCAACCUGCUCAGCAAGGUCUCGGGCUGGUUCAGGUCCAUCCUGUCCGACAAGACCUCGCGGAACCUGUUUUUCUUCCUCUGCCUCAACCUCUCCUUCGCCUUCGUGGAGCUGCUCUACGGCAUCUGGAGUAACAGUUUAGGUCUAAUAUCAGAUUCCUUUCAUAUGUUUUUCGACUGUACUGCUCUACUGGCUGGAUUAGCAGCUUCAGUCAUUUCGAAGUGGAGAUCAAAUGAUGCUUUCUCAUAUGGGUAUGUUCGAGCAGAGGUACUGGCUGGUUUUGUAAAUGGUCUGUUUCUGAUCUUCACUGCAUUCUUCAUUUUCUCUGAAGGCGUUGAGAGAGCACUGGAGCCUCCUGAUGUGCAUCAUGAGAGACUUCUUCCUGUGUCUGUAUUAGGAUUCCUUGUGAAUCUUAUAGGAAUAUUUGUUUUUCAACAUGGAGGCCAUGGACACUCACAUGGCUCUGGGCAUGAGCACAGUCAUUCUCUGUUUAAUGGUGUUCUCAGCCAUGGACACAGUCACGGAGGUCACGGUCACAGCCAUGAAUCCAAACAUGGCCAUGGGCAUUCUCAUGAUCACAGUCAUGGGAAGAGAGACUCGCACAAUCAGGAUUAUUGUCAUGAUGAUCACUCUCUUGAAGGGGCUGCAGGAUCCAACAGACAGAUUUUAGAAGGUGUAUUUUUACACGUUGUCGCAGACACUCUUGGAAGUGUUGGUGUAAUCAUAUCAGCUAUAUUGAUGCAGAACUACGGUCUAAUGAUAGCAGAUCCUAUCUGUUCAAUGCUCAUAGCUCUACUUAUAGGAAUAAGUGUUGUUCCACUUUUAAGAGAGUCCAUUGGAAUCUUAAUGCAGCGAACUCCGCCUUCCCUGGAAAGUGCCCUGCCUCAGUGCUAUCAGAGGGUUCAGCAGUUGCAAGGAGUUUACAGUUUACAUGAUCCACACUUCUGGACCCUUUGUAGUGAUGUUUACAUAGGGACCUUGAAACUAUUUGUAGCUCCUGAUGCUGACGCCAAGUGGAUUCUAAGCCAAACUCACAAUAUUUUUACUCAGGCAGGAGUCAGACAGCUUUAUGUACAGAUUGACUUUGCAGCCAUGUAGUGAACAUCAUAAAUUGUGUUCUUUGGACCAAAGUUUUCUGGUACUGUAAUGAUAUAAAACAUAGUACUCUUCAAGACAGAGCCACCACCACCCCAGUUAACCAAGACCAAAUAGACUGCUGCCUUUUGGCUACUUCUGGAGUUCACGUUUAAGGAGUAAAAACUGAAAGGAUAUGUCCUGGACUUCUGGUCUUGUCUUUUGUGGCCCCCAAACUUUUUUCAUUUUUGUGGGUUUUUGUUUUUUUGUUUUUUACUUACUACAAUUGUUCCAACAGGAAACUAAGAUUGUGGGACUGCAAUUCCUGGUCAUGUCUUUAAUGAAGGGCUUGUCUAAAAAAAAAUUUGUUCAUAGGAAGCUGGGGUGUGAAUCUACUCUGCACUAGCCUUCUGCAGACUAACUGCCCAUGUGGCUCCUGUUAUAUGCAUUAACGGUUUGUUAGUGCACUUUGAUCUAGUCCUGCUCUAAAGAGGACUAGAUCUAAGCACAUGUCAGCAGGGUCCACAUCGACCAUUAGUCUCUGGCAGGCUAGCACUGAGUAGAUUCACACCCCAGUUCACAUGAACAAGCCUGAAAGCUGCUCGUUCCCACAAAACCAGUGUUAUCAAAAAUUGGAGCGCAGUCUUGUACAUAAUGUCACAAUGGGUGGCAUUCUUCAUUAUAAUCGUAUGUUUGUAAAAUUGUUUGUACUUUGCAAACUUAAUGAACCAAACCAUAUUGGGUUCUCAAAGUGCCUUUAUAUCAGAAGAAGUAUUUGCCAGCAUCAACAUGGAACAUGAAGGGUUUUUAUUACUUUUAUGGCUACAGCUUGUUCUUAUACAGUCACAGUCUUAUUCUUGCUAGUGAUGUAUGUGACUUUGUACUUGCAUACUUGUAGAUUUUAGACUCCCUUUUACUUUUGCAUCUUAUCAAAUGAACUGGAGUUAAAUUUGUUUAAUUUACAUUACAAAUUAAAGCUAUUGUGGGGAAACUUGCUUUCAAAACAUCUGUCUAUUUGAUAUAUUGUCCUAAGAGUUGUUUUAACCAAAUUAAAUGUUCAACCCUGGGUCUAAGUCUAUGAAUGAAAGUUUCUCUCUACUGUUAUAGUAAUUGGAAAUUGUAUUGCAAUAACCAUGUUCCUAAAGUCACCAUGCAAUAGAGAAAGGCAGUUGCAGCAUAAUGAUAAUAAUGGAAGAGCUGGUUUGCUUUUAUCUUUCAAAUACGGACUUAAUCUUUUUUCUGUCAAAGCUUUGCUGUGAAAAUUAGUCUACUAGGCUUUAAUAGACCAUUAAAGAGGUUGGAAGUAGUUACUAAACUGAGGAGAAGAGGGGAGAGGAGCUCUUCCUGGCAAAUGUAUCUGCAGUGGAAAUGAGAACUAUUGGAUGUGCUAUGUAAGGUCACAUUCUCUUAGUUGACCUGUUUGAUUCUGACAUGAGCAUGAUCUGUCUUAUCAAGGUCUUGUGUGUGUUUCCACACACUCACAAAGAUUUGUCCACAGAGCGCUUUCCAGAAACACCCAUAGUCCAUAUCUUUACUGGCACUUACAUUAAUUUAUAUUUUGAACUCAAAAUGAGUGUUAAAUUCCUGAGACAAUCCUACAACACCUGUACUGUAGAUGCAAUGCUUCCACUAAAAUUAGAUUACUGCAGUUAUCAGUGCAAAAUUACUGUAGUCUCUCAUUCCGUUUGAAUUCAGAGACUGAACAGUAAAGAUCCCUCAAGUGUAUCUUUGAUUUCCACAUUUGAAGCUGUUGGUUAGUCUGACUAGGACACAGAGCAAGAAAAAAGAAGUCUCCUUUUUAUUAUUCGGAAAUAAAUUUUCUGUUUGAUCGGAAACUUAUGAAUUAAUAAAUUUACACUUAAUGUACAGAGGUUAGUGGAGUAAAACAAGACAAGGAUGCUUACUUGAAAAAUCAAACAUGCUGCUGACUGGUACGAAUUCUAGGUAUUUUUCUGAUGCAGAUAUCACUGUCCUUGUAACUGAUUUAAAUACCUAGUAAUGGGUAGUAGUAAAACCAAGGAGCAUUGUAGUUCUAAUGAGUUCAACUUUAGUGACAGUUGAUGAGCACUGAGGAUGACAGAGACGACAGAAAUACCGGAGAUUGAAUUGCAGGGAUGGUUUGUAUAGUGCAAUGGCUUUGCUGCAGAUGUUACUGUAUUGUUGCAGUUUUCAUAUUACAGGGAUAAGCAGCUUCUUAAAUUCAGUGUUAUUCCUCCUGUAUGACUCACUGUGUCUGUAUUUUUAUAUAUAUGAAUGCUGCUCAGUUGCUAGUCUGUGCCUUGAGUUGAGCUCACCAGAUUGAUGCAGAUAUACGAGUGCUGAAUGAACUAAUAAUUUUUAAUUUGUACAAAGUUGUGAUUCAAACCUGAAGGUAAGACCUCUUCCAUUGCUUCCAUAAUGUCAUACACAUACAUGGACUGUGGGUAUUGUCUUUUGUUUGGGUGGUCUUUAACACAGGCAAUAAUGCAACAAUCCACUGAUCUUAAGGAUGGUGGCCUCUGUCACUUUGAGCCACCAUUUUAAAAGGAAGACCCAGCCUCUUUCACCUAAAUUGUACAAGCCAUAACCUCAAACUGAUUUUUUGGAGUGAUUAUGCUUUCCAGACUUACAGCUUUGAUUUGUUUCUGGGCUGAUGAGCAAAGCUUCCUAAUCAUCUUAAAAUACUUUUAACACAAGCCAAAUUAUUGGGGUAAGCUGCUUAUUGUGAAUGUUUUAGCUGAAUGUUUGUGGGAUGCUUUUUCAGUUGCUGUGACUUCCUAAAUGUCUUGCUGCAAGUGAGCAAUUGCUUGGAUGUUACUGUUUUUUUUUUUUCUCUUGUGUAUUUUAAAAGGACUCAAGAUGGUUAUAUGGCUAAUCUUCCUUGCCAAGAUCAGUAUUUGACUGAGAACAUAAUCUGUUUUCUGCACGCUGAGCUUUAAUGAAAAUUGCCCUUUAAACUACGUGUAACAAAGAUUAAAUUUUUCUUGCCUAGGAAGAUCUUUAAUUUGAGACUCGGGAGAGGAAUUAGGCCCAUGGUGUCUUGCUCAUGAGAAAUGCACAUUUUUACAAUCAAGAUGACUAUCUUAAUCGUGUUUGGGAUGGUUUGCCAUGUUAUAGCAAGAUGCACAUAACUUCCACAUUUGUUUUUGUAAAAUGUAAUUUAAAUGUGGUGCUAGUGUGUGGAAGCCAGUUGUUUGCUGUCCAGCAACAGGAUUGUGUUGUCAUUUCAAGUACAUGACUUUUUGGCUGAGUAGACUUAUUUUAAAAGAAUGUGCAAGUAAACUGUUCAAAAGAAGAUAGAUGGCAUACCCUGCAUUUUAAGUUGGUGUAAAUUGACUCCUGUAGCAUGGAGUCCAGACAGCAUUGGUUGGGCAGCAUAGAGGCCAACAAAUGCAUUUUGUGCCUUCAGGAUGCUCUGUCCUGGGCUAACUCUGGUCCAUUUUGGGGUAGGAUGCUUGUGAGGGACAGGUGUCAGGCUGAUAUAAACCCUGAAUGUUGAACAUCAAGGACUACUUACAACUAUUUUGUUUCAAAUGACAUUAGAUUCUGCUUCUAAUAUACUAAUGGAGGUGUUGUAAUCUCUUGACUUUAUCCUGAAUCCCUGCAGAAGAUGGUCUAUUUUAAGAAUGAUUGGGGGGGGAGGAAUUACAGUAGAACCUUGCUAAAUUUCACUUUUCUAAUUGACAAACCUGAUAACUGUCAAAAUCCCAUCUAAUUCUCCAUGAAGACAUAACAGCAAGGUGCUACAGUGAAUCUCAUUACUAGAAAUAUGUAUAAGAUUACUACCUACAAUGUUGCUUGGCAUUGAACAUAUUGUGGAGGAAAACAGGCCAUCCAUUGGAGUUUAUAAGAUCAGAUUGUAAACAGUUAAACAUGAAUAAAGUUACACACUGUGCGUGAGUGGCCCCCAAGUGAGGAGCUUAAGUAAAUCUAGUAUCUUUGCUACACUACAGUAUGGGUUAAGCUAGUACAAAAAAUAAGCAUGUCAGAAUAAUUGAACCAAGUACGUUUUUGUAAUGCAUUAUUGCAGUAAUCUGUAUUUGAUCUUCCAGUCAUUAACCUGUGAAAUUUUAAAAUCUAAAAUGUUUUAGACAGGCUGCCUGUCUAUUAUCAGAAUCAAGAACUCUAACUCAUACUCAAUAGCACUAGCUUCCACCUAAGAUUCACUAUUUUAACUAUAUUUGAGAUUGAUUUGUUUUACUUUUAAAAUUUAAGAAUUAAAAAUCUGGGUAGAGAAGGGAGGAAGGAAAUACCCACCAGUUCAGUACAGAUGGUAAGUAUCAAUGUAUUGUGGGGAUGCAAAUGAGAUACCUGGAGAAAGUGCUGUAGAAUAGCACUGUACUUCAAUAUUAUGCUAAAUUGUUUUAAUAGAACUUACAAGGAAAACAAUCAAUGCACUGCUCCGUGUACCUUCACACCCACUGACUUAUGGUACUGCAUAAUUCAGAUGUCAUAUGAGACCUUGAGGAUUGUAUGAAAUGGAAAAUAGAUUUUAAAGAUGUUGUAUUUUUAUUAAAUAGGUAUGAGAAUACAUCUAAGAUUGUUUUAAGUAUCAGUUCAGAUCAGCACCUUUAUUCAUGAACAACCUUGUCCUGUUUUCUUCAGUUAGCUUUUACGAUUAUAUUUGGUAUGACAGCUGAUUAUUUUUUAAACUGUGUGAUUUUUAGAUGGUAAAGGAAUAAUACGAUACAGAGGAGCUUUCUUCAACCCAGUUCUCUCAUUGUUAAUACUGGUUUUUCAAAACCAAAAUAUGGUGGUCUCAGACCCUACCUUAAUAGGAUGCUGCAUUGCAUACAAUAGCACUACCCACUCCUGCAGUGGUUAAUUCUCCCCAGCCCCAAGACCAGGGAUCCUCUUUCUGCUUUUUAUUUUUUUUUAAUUUUACUUCUCUUUUCCUCAAAGCCCUUGUGUUGGUGACCAUCUGUGUCUGGCCUUCACAGACAGGAGGUUGUUAUAGUAUCCUGUCAAAAGAUGCAGGUCAUUCUCCCAGGAUCUACUAGCAACUGAAAUUUUUAUUCAUCUCAAUAUGUGCAAAUGCAGAAUUAUCUACCUUUCAGGUUUAGUGAGCCACACUUCAAGUGUAAGUUCCUUCCUGUGGGUUAAUUUUACUCUUCACAGAAUGUUUGGCAGAAGCACUGUUGUGUAAAGGAAUUUGCAUAUUUCACUUCCACAUAUACAAAAACCUUGAUGGUAAUAUGGGCCAGGAUCUAGUUUGAGUUGAAAUCAGUAGCUACUGAAAGGGCUGGCUAGCACAUCAAGCAAUGUGAAUGAAAAAAUUACCAAAACCAUUCCUAGCAGCAACAGAGUCCUGUUUGCACCUUUCCAGUUAAUUUCAAAUACAUGAAGUACUCUUAUUGGUGUGCUUAAAUUUAAUAGUGUGGUAUUAGAACAUCUAUAAACAAAUGUUUAAGUAGUAAAUUGCUGAUUCUAAAUACAGUUGUGGAGACACUAUACUGUAACUUGGUUUGGGAGUGCUGACGUUAAGCCAUUAUGACUCGCCCCAAGUGCAAUAUUUAAAAUUUUAAUGUAACCUUUUUUCUACUUGAAUGGUUUAAGUAAAACAUUUCAUCUGAUGUAUUUGAAAAAGAUUUGGGAUCAAAUUUCCUUUCAAUAAAACUUGGUUUUAAAAACAAA